AUGACAGUUUCCGUUGAAAACCGCGAAGCCGCGUUCCCGAUCCCAGUGGUGGAUAUCUCGCAAUAUUUGGAGGACCCAAGGUCUUCCGAGGCGGACCGCGUUGUAGAAAUUAUCAGACACGCUUGUGAGACAAGCGGCAUUUUCGAAGUUACAGGCCAUGGCAUCCCUAUAGAACUGCAGGACCGAGUGUUUGAGGCAACAAAAGCAGUGUUCAACCUUCCAGCAGACGAGAAGCUCAAAUUGAGCGGCAAACCUGGCCGGGGCUACGAAGUGUAUGGGAAUGAGGUACGAGAAGCAGAUACAAGGCCUGACGUGAGAGAAGGUUAUUUCGUCGGCCGUCAGCUCCCUGGAAUGAACAAUCAAUUCAGGCCAUUCGGGGAGCCCAACAUCUGGCCAGACCCCAAAAUCCUUCCCGAGACAAAGUUUAGACAACCCAUGCUUGAAUAUCUCGAUGCCGUGACCGAUCUCUCGUUCCACUUGAUGCAGAUUCUUGCCAGGGGCCUUCCGCAACUUGAUACUAGGGUCAUUGCCGAGUUCUGUCGAGAUCCGAUCGCAGCAAUCAGGCCCCUCCGGUAUCCAUCUCAGCCAAAGGAUUCUGCUGUCGUCGGUACUGGUGCGCACACGGACUUUGGAGCGAUCACCUUGUUGCUCCAGGAUGGGAAUUCCGGUCUCCAGGCUUUUGAUCCAUCUCAGAACGCCUGGGUUGAAGUGCCUUCUCGGAGGGAUGGCCUUGUCGUCAAUGUCGGUGACAUGUUGCAGACCUGGACGAAUGGGGCGUACAAGAGCAACACUCACCGUGUCAUCAAUACCAGCGGAAGCGACAGAUACUCUGUUCCCUUCUUCCUUGAUGGCAAUUCAGACUGUGUUUUAAGACCUCUUGAUGGCUCUUCUGAUGGAGAUGCCUGCACCGUGGAAGAGCAUAUGCUCAAAAUGUACGCGGUCACAUACAAAUAA
Exophiala dermatitidis NIH/UT8656 is the source of this 954-nucleotide messenger RNA. RefSeq lists its product as uncharacterized. Lineage: Eukaryota; Fungi; Ascomycota; Eurotiomycetes; Chaetothyriales; Herpotrichiellaceae. The coding region runs from base 1 to 954 and encodes 317 amino acids. The record is from RefSeq and is a predicted model, not a curated record. The transcript has 2 exons. Gene Ontology annotation, molecular function: dioxygenase activity.